Molecule: messenger RNA, 2137 nt
Organism: Tarenaya hassleriana
Lineage: Eukaryota; Viridiplantae; Streptophyta; Magnoliopsida; Brassicales; Cleomaceae
Product: putative cysteine-rich receptor-like protein kinase 35
Exons: 7
Coding region: 62-2020 (652 amino acids)
Biological process (GO): protein phosphorylation
Molecular function (GO): ATP binding; protein kinase activity
Source: RefSeq, a predicted model, not a curated record
UGUCUAGUCUAUCUAUUUAGCUUCACUUUCAGACACUUACGGCAUCUGUCGAAUCUUGAAAAUGGAUCAUCAGAUCGACAAACCCAUGUCGGUCUUCUUGUUUCUCUCCAUAAUCUUUGGUAUUGCUUCUGCACAAAUUUGCUCUGAAACCGCAGGUUCUUUCAGACCGAACGCCACCUACGACACCAACCGCCGUCUCGUUCUGUCGUCUCUUCCAUCGAGUGCAUCGGCUCAAGCCUUCUUCUAUAACGAUUCGGUCUCUGGCCAAGAUCCGAACAGAGUGUACGCAAUGGGGAUGUGCAUGCCAUUGCCGGCCACUAAACCAGAUGACUGCUCCGAAUGCAUCAAGACAACGUCCGAGGAGGUGAUACAGAGCUGUCCGAAUCAGACAGAAGCUUAUUCAUGGUCUGCAGGCGAUACAACACGCUGCCUUGUGCGCUACGCCAACCGUUCCUUCGUCGGGACGAUGGAUUUGGAGCCGUCUCAAAAAGGAAUCAACGAUGGAAACGUGACGGGGAACAUGACGGAUUUCGAUCGGAUCUGGGAAGAGUUGAUGCUUCGGGUAAUAGCUUCGGCUUCCGCCGAGACAUUUCGGCGUAAAUUCGCUGCCGAUAUCGCCGAUUGGACGAAUCUUCAACGGAUAUACGCGUUGAUGCAAUGCACUUUAGAUCUUGCUCCGGGAGAUUGCAGUGACUGUCUGAGAGAGAGUGUUCGUAGCUACCAGGGAUGCUGCCAUGGAAAGCGAGGAGGCGUCGUCCGAAGGCCGAGCUGUUUCUUCCGGUGGGAUAUGUAUCCUUUCCUCGGAGCUUUCGACAACAUUACAAGGUCUACUCCCCAAGACAAUGGAGCAAACACAAUCAAGAAAGGAAAUUCGUCGGGAACUAUUGUUGCGAUUGUGGUUCCGAUAGUUGUGGUAGUCUUGGUACUGGUUGUUGUUCGGAGACGGAGAAAAUCGUACCGAGACAUUGAUCUUGAAAAUGAUGACGAUAUGUCAAGUACAAACUCGCUGCAGUUCGAUUUUAAGACGAUCGAAGCUGCAACGAAUCGAUUUUCAAAGAGUAACAGGCUCGGUCAUGGCGGAUUCGGUGAAGUUUUUAAGGGUACACUCAUGAAUGGAACUGAAGUGGCAGAGAAGAGGCUGUCGAAAACAUCGGGACAAGGUGACAAAGAGUUCAAGACAGAGGCCGUCCUCGUGGCAAAGCUUCAGCACAGAAACCUUGUCAGGCUCCUCGGAUUUUGCGUGAAAGGAGAAGAGAAGCUACUUGUCUACGAGUUCGUUCCCAACAAAAGCCUCGACUAUUUCCUGUCUGAUCCUGCAAAGAAAGGUCAGCUCGAUUGGAUAACAGGGUACAAGAUCAUCGCAGGGAUUGCUCGAGGAAUUCUAUACCUUCAUCAAGAUUCACGUCUCACUAUCAUACACCGUGACCUCAAGGCCAGUAACAUUCUCUUAGAUGCUGAUAUGAACCCAAAAAUCGCAGACUUUGGCAUGGCCAAGAUUUUCGGUGCGGACCAGACUCGAGCCGAUACAAGCAGGAUAGUUGGAACCUACGGAUAUAUGUCGCCCGAAUACGCGAUGCAUGGUCAGUUCUCCAUGAAAUCCGAUGUCUAUAGCUUCGGGAUCAUACUUCUGGAGAUCGUGAGCGGCCAGAUGAAUAGCAGUUUCAACAAUCUCGACGGUACUGCUGGAAGUUUAGUCUCGCAUGCUUGGAGGCUAUGGAAAAAUGGGUCGCCGCUAGAACUCGUGGACACGACCAUCGGAGAGAGUUAUCAGAGCAGCGAAGCUACGAGAUGCAUACAUAUCGGUCUAUUAUGCGUUCAAGAAGAUCCAGCAGAUCGUCCGGCGAUGUCGACGGCGAUCUUGAUGCUGACCAGCGACACGAUCACUUUGCCGAUUCCCCGACAACCUGGAUUUUUCUUGCAAAGAAGAUUAGGUCUGGACACGGUUUCUCAGGGCGUGGAGUCUGGUACUCAAUCCGUCAAUGAAGCAUCUAUUACUGAUUUGGAUCCUCUUGGAAGAUGAUGUUCUCUGGUAUCAUAGUUAGCGAUGUUUGUUUGGUUUCUUGGGACGUAAGUAACCCGAUUCAAGAAGGCAAGAUGGAAAGUUUUGCCUGGUUUCUGUUUAUAUUGUUCUUCAAUG